Molecule: messenger RNA, 699 nt
Organism: Psilocybe cubensis
Lineage: Eukaryota; Fungi; Basidiomycota; Agaricomycetes; Agaricales; Agrocybaceae
Exons: 2
Coding region: 1-699 (232 amino acids)
Source: RefSeq, a predicted model, not a curated record
AUGUCCUUGUUCUCCCACUCGGCGCAGGAGCUACCCUACCCCAUAUUAGAGGUUUGCUUUAACAGUCAUUCGGGCUCACAUCGAUCCAACCGGCCGUCUAAUAGUCCCUUCCAAAACCUGAAGACAUAUGCGUCACUCAGCAAUGGGCCCGAACAGCUAAGCCUGACAUGGGACGUCAUCAACUCAGGUGCACAGUCCCUCGAAGCCGUCUCGAUUGAAAAUUAUGGGAAAUUUUCUGUCCCUCCUAUGGCACUUACCCUGGAUCGUCUUGUGAAUUUAACCUACCUAUCAUACUCUCAACGCCAUAUCCCAUGGUUUACGCCAGAAAACUAUGACCAGAAUAUCGGAAAACUUUCCCAGUUCCUAAUAACAAAAGCACCGAUGAAACACCUUGAACGCAUCGAUCUCGAACUCCAAUGUCAUGUAGCGGGCGUUCCGGAUCCGUCGUUCGAUGCCGAAACGGUCGCUCAAUGGCGGCACUUUGAUCAUGUAUUUUCUGGGCCUCAAUAUCCAGCUUUACAAUAUCUUUUUGUCAAGAUCUUUGUUGAAAUUAUCCUGGAAUCGAUCUCGGAUGAUUUUGACGUGAAUAUUUUCACCGAUUUGGCGACUUUGGAGUUGGAGCGCUGCUUCGUCCAGUUAUCUACGAGAGACAAAACAGUCUUCAAAGUCGAUGUGGGAGCUUCUGUAGAGGUCGUAUAG